CCUUGGCGCAAAGCCUGGCAGGCUCCGAGCAGAGCGGAGCUCUCUACUGCUGAGCUGCAGCCAAAAUACCACAGACGGCAUCCCUGCUCCCUCCCCUCCAGCGCCCAGGCCAAAAACUAAAAAGGGGCUUAAUUUUUCAGCCAGAAAUUUUAAAAAAAAAUUGAUUUUUUGUUUUUUUCUGCACGAUUUUUGAUCCAUUCAAUUCCAAACCCCAGGCUUUUGGGGUUUUUUCCUCCUGUAUUUUGGCCAUUCCAUUUGAGCCUGAGCCCCCUUCCUCUCCUAUUCCUGUCUAAACCAAGCCAACUUUCCUGCCACCAUGGUGAUGUUCAAGAAGAUCAAGACUUUCGAGAUGGUUUUCAGCGAGCCCGGCAAGGUCUACUUCAGCGGGGAGAAAGUGGCCGGCCGUGUGCUGGUGGAAGUGACCGACGUCACCCGAGUCACGGCUAUGAAGGUGUUGGCCUGUGGCGUGGCCAAGGUCAACUGGGCCAAGGGCCCCCACCACUGCAAGCAGGAGAUGGAGUACCUCCGCUACGAGGACGUCCUGACCCUGGACGACAAACCCACUGAUGAGGAUGGCUCUGUGAUCUUGAGACCUGGGAACAAAUACGAAUACAAGUUUGGAUUUGAGCUUCCUCAAGGACCCCUUGGUACUACCUUCAAAGGGAAGUACGGCUGUGUAGAUUACUGGGUGAAGGCUUUCUUGGAGCGCCCAUCAGUCCCACCUCAGGAGACAAAGAAGCAUUUUGAGGUCAUGGACCCUGUUGACAUCAACACUCCAGAUCUACUGUCUCCCGUCUCUGCCAAGAAGGAGAAGAAGGUGUCCUGCAUGUUCUUUCCUGAUGGCCACGUGUCUGUCAGUGCCAGGAUCGACAGGAAGGGGUUCUGCGAAGGGGAUGAAAUCUGCAUCAAUGCAGACUUUGAGAACACAUGCUCCCGCAUCGUGGUACCCAAGGCAGCCAUCGUUUCCAAGCACACCUACCUAGCGAAUGGCGAGACCAAAGUUUUCGUCCAGAAACUCUCCUGCGUGCGUGGCAACCACAUCAUCUCGGGCAUGUCUGACACCUGGCGGGGCAAAACAAUCCGUGUCAGGAAGAUCAAACCCUCUAUCCUGGGCUGCAACAUCUUGCGCGUGGAGUACUUCCUGCAGAUCUAUGUGAGUGUCCCUGGCUCCAAGAAGAUCAUCCUGGAACUGCCUCUUGUCAUUGGCAGCAGAUCUGGGAUUGGCAGCCGCAGUUCCAGCAUGGCCAGUCAGACGAGCUCUGAAAUGAGCUGGGUGGACCUGAACCUCCCUGAUGCUCCAGAAGCACCCCCAUGCUACCUAGACAUUGUGUCUGAAGAUCACCGCCUGGAGAGCCCCACCACUCCCCUUCUGGAUGAUCUGGACAGUUCCUUUGACAGCCCUAUCUUCAUGUAUGCUCCUGAGUUCAAGUUCAUGCCUCCACCUACUUACACCGAGGUGGAUCCUUGCACUGUCAACAACAACGUGCAGUGAGCGCUGAGCGAAGAAACAGCCGUUGCUCUGUUUCUCCGACUUUCCAUGAACUCUUAAUCUGCACUGAUUAUACCCAGCUGCAGCAGAGUGGGUAGUAAAGCCCUGAUGCAGAAAAAGCAUCGCAAGAAGGAUGCAUUUGACGCGUCCAAGAGAUGCAGCGCAAAAGGCGUCCUGCUUCUACCUGCUGUGCCGAGAAACGUUGUUCAGUUCCAAGGGGGCUCCAAGCCUUGCCCUCAUCCUAAAGUCUUCUAGGACCUCCAAAGAGAGAGAUGUGUAGAGGGGGGCAGUGAUUGGGGGGGUGGGGCUCAUGUAAUGUGGGGAAGGUAUCUUCUCCUUGAUGAGCACUUGACUUGAUUUGAAUCAUUAUGAAGGAGAGAGACCUGAGGGAGAAAGUUAUUGGAUUCUAGCUCCUAAAGACUCAGAAACCAUUCCUGUAGCAGAACGGUCACCAUCACAAUGCCUUGAAUCUGAUCUAGCAAAGACAGGCUGAACAUGUCAUACGUUCAUACACACGUUUCACCGAGUGUCUGGAGAUGUAAGUGGGGACUCUGCGUAGGAUUAUGAACACAGCAGGGUUGUUGCUUUUGCUUAAGCCUGUGCCUUACAUCUAAGAGCUUAAAAUUCUUAAAUUGUCCAGCAAAGUUUUGGGGCUUUGGUAAAAACACUUGGUGAAGGAAAGACUUCUGAUUCCGGAGUGAUAACAUCCUUUCAGAGUCUCAAGAAAGAAAGCAACAGCCCUGUAAAAGGGAAAGUAUUUGCUUUUUCAUGCAGUAGGCAAGAGAUUUAUUUUUUCCUGCAUGUUUGUUUCUUUUUGUUCUAACAAGCGAAUGGGACACUAAAGUCCAAGCAUCUUUCAGGUGCUCAAUUUUGAAACCGAAUCAGUUAAAACCAGUGCUGUAACUGGUAGGUUGUUUGUUGUUUUUUUAAGUUUUAUCUUAUUUACAUUAUCUGAAUCUACUCAACAAAUGUAAGCUAUACCUCCACAAUGCUGAUGGGAAGAAUCACUAUGACAGUCUUGGGAUAUACUCAGAUUUCACUUUUCCAUCCUUUUCUGUGGAUACAGCCAAGGUAUUAAAAAAACCAUCCCAGUCUGCACUGCUUGGGUCUGUGAGCCUCUGCAGAUGACACAGAGGCUUCCUUGAUGGCAUUGUACAGCCUGAAGAAUGUUAAACCCCUUGAGACACUGAAUCUUGUCAUGCAUUCCCUUUCCUGGCUAUCAAAGCACAAAGUCUCAAAAGACACUUUGACCAAAGCUUCAUCUAAUGGUGCCAAAUAAUUUUAAAUUGUGUGUUAUCCAGAGGCAUCUGGGGAGAAAAAGCCUCACUCUUCAGCCAUGCAUGCCAUGACGGAGCAAAAGCGACUGGGAAGGUUUUUAAGUGAGGAGGGGGCUGCUGGCUUUAAUGCCACCAGCUAGUUUGCCCUCUCCCGACAUGGAAGACCAGCACUUUUAUGAUUUUUUCAUUCUUUAUUGCGUAUUAACCCAGCACUGUAUAUACUAAGUGUUACUAGGCAGAGCCGAGCUCUGGCAUGCCGCAGCUGCUGCCUCCAAAAGCUGAGACAUGAAUCGGGUGUACUGCAUUUUUUUUUCUACUGUUUUUAUUUUGUAUUUGUUUGAAACGGUUUUUAUAUUUUGUACUAAGAUCCCAUAAGCCCCUAUGGGGCUUUUUUAUUUUUAAUAAAGGUCUUGAAAAUCCAAA
Molecule: messenger RNA, 3189 nt
Organism: Alligator sinensis (Chinese alligator)
Lineage: Eukaryota; Metazoa; Chordata; Crocodylia; Alligatoridae
Gene: TXNIP
Product: thioredoxin interacting protein
Exons: 8
Coding region: 317-1492 (391 amino acids)
Biological process (GO): protein transport
Cellular component (GO): cytoplasm
Molecular function (GO): ubiquitin protein ligase binding
Source: RefSeq, a predicted model, not a curated record